AUGCCGACGACACAGCGACCAUUCCUGGGCAACUUCCUCGCGGCGUUCAGAGCACACUCACAACCGCUGCCCAAAUCCUCCCCGUCGAUAUCCUCCUCAGCAGCGGGUGCGGGAAAUGCAUCGCUAUGGACAUCGGCCUCGCAACAGCCCUCGAAACCAUCUUCAGCCGGAUCUGAAACGAGCGUCACAAGUCCGAAGCCCAUAAACCCCAAGAACAACCCAUACGCGCAAAGUAAUACAGCUUCGCAAGAGCGACAGCUCGUAACACCCCUAUCACCACUUCAGCACAACGUCAGCCCACAGACGCAUCUACCUCGGUCACCGCCGUCACCUGGGAUUCCAGUAUAUGGGCCACCGAACAAGAACCAGCCAAUCUACCCCACCCCACAGGAUGUACGGCGGUCUCGAAGAGGCAGUGACAGCAGCUCAGAAGGCUUCCGCGAUGUGCGAACGGGCGGCGAGAAAUGGUUCAUCGGUGGCCUGACCGCGGGCGGAGAAGAGAGGUACUACAAGCUGAGCAUGGUCAAGAGAGACAAGAGCUCGGAUCGAAUAUCCACGGAUCAAAUGAGCCUAUGA
Molecule: messenger RNA, 576 nt
Organism: Zasmidium cellare ATCC 36951
Lineage: Eukaryota; Fungi; Ascomycota; Dothideomycetes; Mycosphaerellales; Mycosphaerellaceae
Exons: 1
Coding region: 1-576 (191 amino acids)
Source: RefSeq, a predicted model, not a curated record